AUGCCGAUUCUGAAAAUCCCUGCGGUGGAAUUGAAUCUGAAAGCUGUUCUAUUGAAUGGGCAGUCAUUUCGGUGGCGAAGCAUUGGAGACUCUUUUUAUGGUGUUGUGGAUGGGUUUCUGCUUCAUUUACGUCGAGUCGAUGAAGAAAAUAUUGAGUGGUCACGCCUUGGAAGUGCUGCCAACGUCACUGAAGUAGACAUUCCUGGCAAACUCCAUGACUACUUCCAGUGGUGGCAAGUGGAUUUUCGGCGAGGAAAAGGAGGAGAGAAAAUUUACGAGAGGAUGGAAGUAGACGUUUUUUUCAUGCGUGAAGGAGCGCUAGGAUUUCCAUGGAUGACAGGCGAUGAGGAUUACGCGUGUUACGUUAAGCGA
Messenger RNA from Ostertagia ostertagi, 372 nucleotides. The record is from the annotation of a GenBank genome assembly. Lineage: Eukaryota; Metazoa; Nematoda; Chromadorea; Rhabditida; Trichostrongylidae.